CCGUUGUUGUCUACUUCUAGUAACAAAUACAAUGUAUUUUGUUUGCAAAACCACGUUUAUUCGAUAUUUGUAAGCCGCUCAAACGUGAGAGGAAUGGCGGCUUCCGAGUUAGAAGAACUUAUUGGUUUCCUCGAUCAUCCUCGUGCAGAGGUUCGCGAGAUGUCAGCUGAUAUUGUUGCUGGUUUGACGGCAACUCCUGAGGGCAUCGAAAAUGUGAAGACGCGGCAGCGACCAUUGGCGUUAAAGCUGUUCCGGUCCGUGGGCCUCGGCGGGGAUGCUGCACGGAAAAGCCUGGUCGCGCUUGUAAACGUUUCACAUGACCCAACAUUUGUGGAGGUAUUACUGCAAUUAAACGUCGUUAACCGGGUCAUGGAGAUGAUCCGCGACGGGUCAGUACCGCAUGUUGACCUGCUGACGAGUCUGCUUGCCAACGUCACAAUCAGCGAAAAGGGCUGCACGGACCUGUUGCAGAUCGGUCAGGGCAGCAUGGAGGGCCUGCACAUGGCCGUCCUCCUCAAAAAGUUCGUGGCCAGCGGCAUCGCGCUCUGCCCCGGCGACGCCGACCCCUACCAGCACGUCGCCUCCGUGCUCACCAACGUCACGCGGCUGGCGGCGGCGCGGCGGCUGCUGCUGCAGCCGGGUCGCGGGCUGCUGGCGGCGCUGGUGUCGCAGCUGGCGGCCUGGAACCCGCUGCGGCGGCUGGGCGCCUCGGGGGCCAUCAAGAACUGCGUGCUGUCGGCGGAGGAGGACGGCACCCUGGAGGCGGUGCUGUCGGAGCCGCAGCUGCUGCGCCACAUGUUGCGGCCCAUCAGCGGGCAGCAGCCGCUGGAGAAGGAGGACACGGUGCGGGAGUGCAUGGCCGAGGCGGUGCUGGUGCUUGCGGGCUCGGAGCGAGGGCGGGAUGUGCUGUGGGAGGUGGGGGCGCCCGAGGCGCUGCGCAAGGGCUACGAGGACGAGCAGCACCCGGGGGUGUGUGUCGCCAUGGAGCGUACGGCAGAGCUCUUCCUGUCGUACGGCACCAUCGACAGCGGCAUGACUCCGGGGGUGCUGGGCGUUGCGUCCAGGAGCGCGCAGGAGCAGCAGCAGCAGCAGGGGGAGGGGCAGGAGGCGGGGGAGGGAAGGGCGGAGGAGCAGCAACAGAAGCGGGC
Molecule: messenger RNA, 1148 nt
Organism: Astrephomene gubernaculifera
Lineage: Eukaryota; Viridiplantae; Chlorophyta; Chlorophyceae; Chlamydomonadales; Astrephomenaceae
Source: the annotation of a GenBank genome assembly